Blastocystis hominis is the source of this 565-nucleotide messenger RNA. RefSeq lists its product as hypothetical. NCBI's taxonomy places the organism in Eukaryota, Bigyra, Opalinata, Blastocystidae. The transcript has 3 exons. Gene Ontology annotation, cellular component: plasma membrane; clathrin coat of coated pit; clathrin coat of trans-Golgi network vesicle. Gene Ontology annotation, biological process: clathrin-dependent endocytosis; clathrin coat assembly; intracellular protein transport. Gene Ontology annotation, molecular function: clathrin heavy chain binding; structural molecule activity. The record is from RefSeq and is a predicted model, not a curated record. Bases 17 to 520 code for a protein of 167 amino acids.
AUAAAAACCUACAAAUAUGUCUGACGAUUUCUUUGCUGAUGAUUUCCAGGGUAAUGCGGCCGCUGAUCAGCCUGUGGAUGAUCCUUUCGCUGAUGCCCCUGAUCAGAGCAACGAUGUGGCUGAGGAUCCGUUUGGAGAGGCUGCCCCUGCUGCUGCUCCUCUUCCUGCUGCUCCCGUCGUGGAUGAGUUCAAAUUCACCCGCGAGUGGAACAUGCAAUUCAGAGAGCGCUGCGAGGCCAAGGAUAAGGCUGCCAUGGAGAAGAAGCAGGAAAUCCUCAAGGCUGCUCGUGACGAGCUGCUUGCCUGGAGCGAAGAGAGAAAGAAGAAGCUGGCUUCCAAGGCCGAGAUGAAUCGUGAGGAGGAGUCGAAGCUGAAGGAAGGAAUGGAGCAGGAUAUGGACUGUGCGAAUCCUUGGGAGCGUGUGAACAAGCUGGUUGACAUGAGCGCUCAGGGAGAGCAUGACAUGGGAAGAAUGAAGCAAGUUAUGAUCAGAAUGAAGAAUGAUGCUGCUAAGAAUUAAAGUGAUCUGCUGCGCUUUUUUUCUGUUUGAUACUAGUACGACACU